UCUCUUGCGGUCCUACUCAACCGGCGCAUCCCCUCGUGGUCUCGUCUCGAAAGCAUCCUCAGUGUGCUUCAGGCGGCUUCCCUGGAGCACGUUCGUCAUAUUUGGGCGGACAGGAACGCCGACACUCAGAAGCCUCCCUUUGGACUGACCGCUGCUGAGGUUGGACACCUGGUGACUGCGCUCUAUAGAGAUUCGAGUGCACGCUCCAACUUCCUAAAGAAUCUGGCUGACUAA
Molecule: messenger RNA, 234 nt
Organism: Dibothriocephalus latus
Lineage: Eukaryota; Metazoa; Platyhelminthes; Cestoda; Diphyllobothriidea; Diphyllobothriidae
Source: the annotation of a GenBank genome assembly